AUGGCGACUACCAGCGAUGGAGACAAGGAGUCGACGGCUUCGGCGUCUUCCCCGCCGCAGCUGGAGUCGUUUCUUUCCAUCGGACUCGACCAGCGCACGGCGGAGAACGCCCUCGCUAACCGCAAGGUCACCGCCAACCUCACCGCCGUCAUCGCUGAGGCUGGUGUUACUAGGUCCGACAAAUCUGUGGGGAAUCUCCUUUACACUGUUGCGACGAAAUAUCCCACGAAUGCGCUAGUCCACCGCCCUGAUCUCAUUAAGUACAUUCUGUCAGAAAAGAGUUUUAACUUGACCGUGCCAUUUCCAGAUAAAAAACUCUGCACAACUGGAGCUGCCCUGACGUUUCUUUCUACCUUGGGUCCUGAUUCUUUGGAUUCAGUGAAGUUUGAAGCGGCUUGUGGUGUCGGGGUGGUUGUUUCGUUUGAAGAGAUUCAGUCAACAGUCACGGAUGUUUUAAAUGAAAAUAUGGAAUCCAUAGUAGAGCAGCGAUAUCGUAUAAAUGUUGGGAGCUUAUGUGGACAGGUUAGGAAGAGGCAUCCCUGGGGUGAUGCUAAGUCAAUCAAGGAAAUUGAGAAAAGGCUUGUGGAAAUUUUAGGUCCAAAAACAGAAGCAGAUAAUGCUAAACCAAUGAAAAAGAAGGAGAAGCCUGUUAAAGUUGAGGAAGAAAAGACUGCAGUAGCAGUUGCUACUCCUGAGGAGGAAGUAAAUCCCUACUCUAUAUUUCCUCAGCCAGAGGAAAACUUCAAGGUCCAUACAGAAAUAUUUUUCAGUGAUGGAAAUAUAUGGAGAGCACACAACACAAAGAGCAUUUUAGAGAAACAUCUUAAAGCAACUGGAGGAAAAGUGAUGACACGCUUUCCCCCAGAGCCUAAUGGAUACCUUCAUAUUGGUCGUGCCAAGUUAUGCACACUAGAAUUUGACAUACGUCGUCCAUCAUACUACUGGCUGCUUGUAGCCUUGGGCCAGUAUCAGCCAUAUGUAUGGGAAUAUUCAAGGCUAAACAUAUCAAACAAUGUUAUGUCCAAAAGAAAGCUGAAUCAACUUGUCACAGACAAGUGGGUAGAUGGGUGGGAUGAUCCUCGACUGUUGACGCUAGCAGGCCUACGAAGGAGAGGAGUAUCAGCAGCAGCAAUUAACUCUUUCAUUCGUGGAAUGGGAAUAACAAGAAGUGACAAUAGCUUGAUACGCGUCGAACGCCUUGAAUACCAUAUUAGAGAAGAACUUAACAAAGUUUCCCCUCGAGCUUUGGUUGUUUUGCAUCCUCUAAAGGUUGUUAUCACUAAUUUGGAUUAUGGAAUGGUUAUUAACCUUGAUGCCAAAAUGUGGCCUAAUGCUCCUGACAGUGAUGCGUCAGCCCACUAUAAGGUUCCAUUCUCAAGAAUCGUCUACAUUGAGCAAUCUGAUUUCCGCCUGAAGGAUUCGAAAGAUUUCUAUGGGCUUGCUCCUGGUAAAUCAGUAAUGCUGAGACAUGCAUUCCCAAUAAAAUGUACGGAAGUUAUCUAUGGAGACAAUGCAGAUAGUAUUGUUGAAAUCCGAGCCAUGUAUGACGCAUCAAAGGCUACAAAACCGAAGGGUGUCCUUCAUUGGAUUGCCGAGCCUUCUCCUGGGGUUGAACCACUCAAAGUUGAAGUCAGAUUGUUUCUUUCAGAGAAUCCUGCAGAACUUGACAACUGGCUGGGUGAUCUCAACCCACAGUCGAAGGAGGUGAUAAAGGGAGCAUAUGCUGUACCUUCACUUGCAAGUGCCAUGCUGGGGGACAAAUUCCAGUUUGAACGCCUUGGAUACUUUGCUGUGGAUUCAGACUCGACGCUUGAGGAACUGGUGUUCGACAGAACUGUUACCCUUAAGGACUCCUAUGGAAAGGCUGGACCCAAGUGA
This is a messenger RNA of Miscanthus lutarioriparius, 1878 nucleotides long. Lineage: Eukaryota; Viridiplantae; Streptophyta; Magnoliopsida; Poales; Poaceae. The record is from the annotation of a GenBank genome assembly.